Pneumocystis jirovecii RU7 is the source of this 1500-nucleotide messenger RNA. RefSeq lists its product as uncharacterized. The transcript is spliced from 6 exons. NCBI's taxonomy places the organism in Eukaryota, Fungi, Ascomycota, Pneumocystomycetes, Pneumocystales, Pneumocystaceae. Gene Ontology annotation, cellular component: nucleus; Holliday junction resolvase complex. Gene Ontology annotation, molecular function: DNA binding; nuclease activity. Gene Ontology annotation, biological process: mitotic intra-S DNA damage checkpoint signaling; replication fork processing; resolution of meiotic recombination intermediates. The coding region runs from base 1 to 1500 and encodes 499 amino acids. The record is from RefSeq and is a predicted model, not a curated record.
AUGGCAAAUAAAAAAGCAGAUAUUGCAGAUGAUUUUGAUAUUCCUAUUGUUAUUAUUGAAGAUUCUCCAGAAUGUGAAAAAUUGUAUUCAAUUUCUUCAAAAAAAAGUGAAAAAAAGAAAGGCAAUUGUUAUGAAAAAGACACGUCUUCAGUUAUGGGAAAUGAUUCUCAAAUUGACUUAGAAAGAAUAAAAUCAGAUGAAAAUGAACAGUCGAUUAUUGAUAUUUCUUCAUCUUCAAUUAGUUUUACAGAUGAACACGAUGAAAUAAGAAAUUUAGAUUCUGAAGAUGCUGUUGAGGAAGAAAUCCUAGAUUCAAAACGCUAUUCACCUCAUACAUCAUCUAUUUUAUCUACAGUAGAUGAGUUUUUAUUAAAUAUAAUGAAAUCAACAUCAGCAAUGGACUCGGAAGCUUGCCCAGAGUAUUUAGGCACUUCCAGUAAUUCAAAGUCAAAGAAUAAUUACGAUCCAAAAAAUGUUACAAUAAUUGAUCAAAAAGUGUUAAAAAAUACACGAAAAAAUUUUGAAAAAAAACGACUAUCUGCUUUAAGAAAUGUAAAUAAACUUAAAUCUAAAAAAGAAUGUAUAAAAGAGAUAAUUGUUGAUAUAGAUAAAAAUAUUUUAUCCUCUCCUUUAGGUUCUAUAUUAUCUGAUCUUUUGAAGAAAUCUGAAUGUGAAUUUAAUGAAUGGUCAAGCCCAAUUCCAAAUUUAAUAUUUUGGAAAAGGAAAGUUGUUGCAGAAUAUGAUGAGAAACUUGGUUAUUUUGUUCCUAUUCCAGAAGUCAUUCGACCAGAACAACAUGUUCUUAUUUAUAUGAAGGCUUCUGAAUUAUUGAAAAUUGAAUCCGAUUCUUCUAUGGAUGAAUUGAUUCAACGAUUAAUGAAAGAAUUUCCAAAGUCAAAAAUAUUAUUUAUGAUUGAAUCUAUUGAUGCUUUGUUAAAAAAGAUUAAAAAUGAUAGAAAUCGACGUUAUGCUGAUGUUAUAAGAGCUAAUAUAGAACUAAAUAAUUUAGAAAAAAAUAAUUUGGAAACUAUUUUAAUGCCGUCAGAAGAGAUUGAUGAAAAAAUAGAAAAUAUGAUGCUUCGUUUGCAAUUAGUACAUAAUACUUUUAUUGUAAAUACUUCAAGCGUAGAGAAUAGUGCAGAAUGGAUCUAUGUUCUUACAGGUGAUAUUUCAACUAUACCUUACAAGUUAAAAAUGAAAUUACAGUUGUCAUCAUCUUUUUGUAUGGAAUCUGGACAAAUAAAAACAGGUGUUGAUCCUAAAGAUACAUAUUUUAAGCUACUUCAAAUGAUUUAUAAAGUAACACCACAAAUAGCUAAUGUUAUAAUUGAAAAAUAUCCUAAGAUAUCGUAUUUAGUUUCUGCUUUUCGUGAAAACGGGCCAGAAGCUUUAUCGAAUUUAAUGAUUGGAAAUUUAAUGAAACGUAAAAUUGGACCAGUUCUAUCAAAAAGAAUAUUUCAUGCAUUUAUGACUUCAGACAGCACUGCAUAUGUUAUUUAG